ACCAGAGUCUUUGAAGCUAUCUUGUCUUGAUAAAAUAGUAGUGGUGUUUGCCCUGUCAGAAUUUCUCUUGCAAGAAAAUGUCAAGUCAAGUUUUGGUAACUAAUCUUAUCUCCUUGCAAGAUGCAUCCAGCAAAAACAAUCGUCCUUCAUCAGCUAGUUAUCAUCCUUCCCUUUGGAGGGAUCAUUUCAUUAAACAUUCCCUUGACUUCACGGAAAUUGAUGCCACAGCUCAACAAGAAUAUGAAGAUCUGAAACAUGAGGUGAGGACAAUGCUUGAUGAUUCCACCUGUGAUCAUUCAACGAAAUUGCGGUCAAUCAAUGCAGUCCAACUCUUAGGCAUCGAUUACCAUUUCGAGAGAGAAAUCGAAGAUGCAUUACAGAGGAUAUACCAUGAUGGUGAUACAUGCUAUGAUCUUUCUACUGUUGCUCUUUGGUUUCGACUCCUUAGGCAACAAGGAAUCAAUGUUUCAUCUGAGGUCUUCAAGAAGUUCAUGGACAUGGAUGGAAAGUUCAAGGUAGACUUAGUUAAUGAUGUCCCUGGUCUAUUAAGUUUGUAUGAGGCAGCUCAUCUUGGCUUGCAAGGAGAAGAAAUCCUUGAUGAAGCGCUUGUUUUCACUACCUCUAAUCUUCAAUCAAUUGUGACUCAAAUUGAGAUAAGCCCUUUGCUAGUAGAACAAGUAACUCAUGCUUUAAACCAGCCCCUUUGGAAAGGUUUGCCUAGAAUUGAAGCAAGGCAUUAUAUCUCUCUAUACUCUAGAGAUGAUCAUUUUGCUUCCUCUUGUGGAACUUUACUAAAAUUUGCAAAGUUGGAUUUCAACAUGUUACAAUCAUUUCACCAGAAGGAGUUGUGCAACAUCAUGGAGUGGUGGAAAAAAUUGGACUUCACAACAAAGCUACCUUAUGCAAGGGACCGACUGAUGGAAUGUUAUUUUUGGGUUAUAGCAAUCUACUUUGAGCCCAAGUACUCAUUUGCAAGAAUAUUUUUGACCAAAUUAGUAGCAAUAUUAUCUGUCCUAGAUGAUACUUAUGAUAAUUAUGGGACUUAUGAGGAUCUUAAGCUCUUCACCAAAUGUAUUGAAAGGUGGGACAUCAAUGUCAUAGAUCAACUUCCAGAGUGCAUGAAAUUGGUUUAUGAGGCACUCUUAAAUCUUUACAGUGAAAUUGACGAGGAGGUUGCAAAGGAACAGAAACUGUAUGCUAUACGUUAUGCGAAAGAGUCGGCAAGUAUACCUAUUAGCAGAUAUUACCAUAUGAAAAAAAAUGUUAGAGCUUACCUUCUUGAAGCCAAGUGGCGUGAAGAAGGUUAUGUUCCUUCAGUUGAAGAAUAUAUGACAACAGCGGUCAUAUCGAGUUGUGUUCCGAACAUCAUGGUAAAUUCAUUCAUUGGCAUGGGAAAGGUUGCAUCCGAGGAAGCAUUUGCUUGGAUUUUUAAUGAUCCUAAGAUGCUUGUGUCAUGCGCAAUUAUUGGCAGGCUCUUGGAUGACAUUGUCUCACAUGAGUUUGAGCAACACCGAGAUCAUGUUGCCUCAGCUGUUGAAUGCUACAUGAAGCAACAUGGGGUCUCGAGGGAAGAGACUGUGGAGUCAUUUCGCAAAGAAAUUGCGAAGACAUGGAAAGUGUUCAACGAAGAAUGGGUAAAGCCAACAGUUUUUCCGAUGCCUCUCCUUGCUCGGAUUCUUAACUUUGCGCGCAGUAUGGAAGUGAUAUAUAAGAAUGGUGAUGGCUUCACAAUGUCCUACUUGUUAAAGGAUCACGUUACUUCAUUGCUCGUGGAUCCUGUUUUCAUAUGAGGACUUUAUUUCCUGAAACUGUAUUAGGAUAUAAAUAAAGGUAUUUUUAUACCUAACAUCAAUAAUAAAGUUACUUGUAUUCU
Molecule: messenger RNA, 1873 nt
Organism: Rubroshorea leprosula
Lineage: Eukaryota; Viridiplantae; Streptophyta; Magnoliopsida; Malvales; Dipterocarpaceae
Source: the annotation of a GenBank genome assembly